This is a messenger RNA of Peronospora belbahrii, 1224 nucleotides long. The record is from the annotation of a GenBank genome assembly. NCBI's taxonomy places the organism in Eukaryota, Oomycota, Peronosporomycetes, Peronosporales, Peronosporaceae.
AUGGAACACUUUCGCUAUAAAAACAAUGGACUGGUCACACGCACGUCAACGGAUCAAGAGGAAUGUGAAUCGAGCUGUAGCCUGUUCUUCUUUCCACUUCCAGAGCUUCCAUUGGAUCAGCAAUUACAAUUGCAGCAAUUAAGCUUUAUUAACACGGACCUCGAGCCGCUUUUAAUGCGCGAAAAACACGUUACGUAUUUAAAACGUGCUCUUACACGGCUGUCCUCAGGUUUUGUGGCUCUAGAUGCCAGCCGACCAUGGAUUAUCUAUUGGAUCUUUCACGCGCUGGAACUGCUGGACGCUCUGCCAGAAGAUGAAACAGAGCGUGUCAUUGGGACGCUCAAACCUUUUUGGAACGAUGAACAUGGUGGAGGUUUUGGAGGAGGACCCAUGCAAUUGGGUCACACGGCUACCAACUAUGCGUCAUGUCUGACGCUUGCUUUACUCGGGACACCAGAUGCACUGGAAGCCGUGAACCGACAAGCAUUGUACCGGUUCUUCCUAGCGAGGAAGCAUGCGACCUCUGGAGCUUUUACUGCUCAUGUUGGAGGUGAGGCGGACGUCCGCGUGACGUACUGCGUCAUUUCCAUCGCAAGUCUGUACGGCAUUUUGACCGACGAACUCAAGGCUGGCGUUGUGAAUUAUGUGCUGUCGUGCCAGACAUACGAGGGUGGCUUUGGUGGUGAGCCAGGUAACGAGGCUCACGGUGGAUAUGCAUUCUGUUCUGUCGCAACGCUCUACAUUCUCGGAGCUAUCGAUCAAAUUCGUGACCUACCUGGAUUGCUCCAUUGGCUUGCAAAUCGGCAGAUGCCCUUCGAAGGCGGAUACCAAGGACGAACCAACAAGCUUGUGGAUGGCUGCUAUAGCUUCUGGCAGGGUGCUGUACCGGCGCUGCUGGCUGAGGUUCUGCGACAACAGUACGGUGACCAUGUGCCUUAUCAAUGCCACCAAAAGAAGCUGCAAAAGUAUAUUCUGCUUUGCGGACAGGAGAUUACAGGUGGCUUGCGUGACAAGCCCGGUAAGCCGCGUGAUCACUACCACUCAUGUUAUUGUCUAAGCGGUCUUUCAGUUGCUCAGCACGGAGAUGCCGCAGGUGAACCAGUCGUGUAUGGAGAUGCGUCCAACCUGGUGAAGCGCACUCACCCUGCGUAUAACAUUGGCUACGACAAGGCCAUAAAGACGAUCGAAUACUUCAAAGCAAAAGGCCCUUUUCAGCCUGAGUAG